Messenger RNA from Ziziphus jujuba (common jujube), 1471 nucleotides. RefSeq lists its product as uncharacterized. NCBI's taxonomy places the organism in Eukaryota, Viridiplantae, Streptophyta, Magnoliopsida, Rosales, Rhamnaceae. The record is from RefSeq and is a predicted model, not a curated record. The coding region runs from base 388 to 1338 and encodes 316 amino acids. The transcript has 3 exons. Gene Ontology annotation, molecular function: hydrolase activity.
CCUCCAUUAACUUUUCAGAUUUAAAAAUUUCAAUUAGCACCCUAUAAUGGAUGGAUGUGAGUAAUAUAGAUGAGAAAGGUUUGAAUGAAACAAGAAUCAAGAAAAAUAAUAAUUUUUUAAGACGUGAUAAGAGAUAUAUUUUAAAUUUGAAGAAUGAAAUUGUGUUUUAGUGCAUUGAUAUUAACGGUUCUCACCCAGUGGAAUCCAAAUAAAUUGUGCAAUAAAUAAUUCCCAUCAGAGGUUAUUAAAUAUUUAAAAAAUAAAUAAAAAUUCAUAAGUUAUAUCCAAAGGAAUCUCUAGCCGUCUCACAUUCACAUGUCAAUGAACUAAGUUAUUAAACUGAAACGGUUUACUCUUUCAGUAGAGCUUCAGCAGAAAGAAGAAAGAAUGGAAAAGAUACAGCACUCAACGAUUAAAACAAAUGGGAUAAACAUGCACAUCGCCUCAAUCGGAACAGGUCCGCCGGUGCUCUUGCUUCACGGCUUCCCCGAGCUCUGGUACUCGUGGCGCCACCAGCUCCUCUCCCUCUCCUCCCUCGGUUACCGUGCUAUUGCUCCGGAUCUCCGGGGCUUCGGCGACUCCGACGCGCCCCCAUCUCCGGCUUCCUACACUGCCCCAUUCAUUGUGGGCGAUCUCGUGGGCCUUCUUGACCAUCUGGGCAUCGACCAGGUCUUCUUGGUGGGCCACGACUGGGGAGCUGCGGUCGCUUGGUAUUUUAGCUUGUUCAGGCCCGACAGAGUCAAGGCCGUGAUUAACUUGAGCGUCCCUUACUUGCCCAGGAACCCAGCAGGCAAAUUUGUUGAAGGCUUCAGAGCUUUGUUUGGCGAUGAUUACUAUUUCUGCAGGUUUCAGGAAUCUGGAGAGGCUGAAAAAGAUUUUGCUUCUCAAGAUACUAAAAUACUGUUCAAGAAAUUCUUAACAAGUUUUGGUCCAGUUCCUCUAUGCAUAUCCAAAGAAUUAGGUUUCAGAGGCUUAAAAGCUCCAGAUGCUUUGCCCUCUUGGCUGUCGGAAGAUGACAUCGAUUACUAUGCCACCAAAUUCGACAAGACCGGCUUCACUGGAGGAUUGAACUAUUAUCGAUCUUUUGAUCUAACUUGGGAUCUCACAGCAGCAUGGACUGGAGCACAAAUCAAAGUGCCGGCAAAGUUCAUCGUGGGGGAUCAAGAUAUCGUGUACAAUAUUCCGGGCAUCAAGGAAUAUAUACACAACGGCGGGUUCAACAGAGACGUACCCUUCUUGCAAGAAGUGGUUGUAAUGGAAGGAGUGGCUCACUUUAUCAACCAAGAAAAACCAGACGAAGUCACCACUCACAUCUACGAUUUCAUCAAGAAGUUCUGAACCCCACCUGCGAGAUCAGCACCAUAAUAAAGUUUCCCUCUUUGUAUUUUGUAUGAGAUUUUCCCUGGACGAAUAUAUUCAGCUGCUGUUUUCUUCUCAAUUGUUGAAAUAGUGCAUUAUUAUUUCCUCGUGA